CGCACGCACUCAGAGGAGAGACAAGAGAAGAGUCCUCACACCAGGAGAACCUGCAGACAAGACUAGACCAGACCAGACCAGAGCCAUGCUGUCCGAGUGUUUAGAGUUCCUCGGCCUCGGGCUGUGCGUCACGGGCUCCCUGAUGGUGAUGGUCGCGUGCGGGCUGCCCAUGUGGAAGGUGACCGCGUUCAUAGACUCCAACAUCGUGGUGGCGCAGACCAUCUGGGACGGUCUGUGGAUGUCCUGCGUGGUGCAGAGUACCGGACAGAUGCAGUGCAAAGUCCACGACUCGGUCUUGGCCCUGACUCAGGACCUGCAGACUGCGCGCGCCCUCACGGUGAUCUCCGCCGUGCUGGGCGUGAUCGCGCUCACGGUGACGGUGGCCGGGGCGCAGUGCACCAACUGCAUCAGGGACGAGGCCCUGAAGGCGAAGGUGGUGCACGCAGGAGGGGUGAUCUACAUCAUCAGCGGGCUCUUCGUGCUGAUCCCGCUCUGCUGGAUGGCCAACAACAUCAUAGUGGACUUCCACGACCCGCAGGUCCCCCCCUCCAAGAAGAGGGAGAUCGGAGCCGCCAUCUACAUCGGCUGGGCCGCCACGGCUCUGCUCCUGCUGGGGGGGACCCUGCUGUGCUGCUCCUUCUCUCAGGGGGUCCGGGGGUCCUACCCCAUCAAAUACGCACCCACCAAGAGCAUCACGACCAACGGGGACUUCGACAAGAAGCACUACGUGUAGACCAGAACCCUUAAGGACUGUGAGGACUGUCAGAGCUGGAGCUUCUUCUCUGCUGGGACACUUUGACAUGAUGAUGUGCGCCUGGAGAGUCUGAGGAGGAGAACUGAGCAGACUGGGACUACAGACUGAGUCCUGAGGGGAGACAGGGACUACAUGUGUUUUAUAUUAAAGAGUAGGAAUGUUUUUAUUCUUCAUAAACUUACUCUCAGGGAGAAGCUCAAACUUUCAGAAACGGUGCGAGGAAGAAAGACAGACUUUAUUCUCACAUGAAGUUAUUCUAAUGUCAAGAAUUAACUCAAAAUAUCAACAAGAAUCAAACUUUAUGAAUCUGUUGGCAGCAACAAGUUAAAAAAAACAACUUAAUUAUAUUAUUUGUGUGAGUUAUAUUUUAUUUCUCUGUGAAAUUAAGUCUGAAUAUAACUUUAAAUGUAAAAAGAAAGGAGAACUUUUCAAAAUAAGAGAUCAAAUUGAUGAGAAAUAAAAGUUAUAAUUUCCAGGAUGUUUUUUAAACGACUUGAGUGAAGACUUCUGUUUGUUAAAAUUCUGCAAAUUAAAUUUAUCUGGAGAGGGAGAAGCUCAAACUUUCAGAAACGAUGUAAGACAGAAAGAAAGACAUUUUAGAAACAAGUAAUUAUUGUGUUAGUUCCAAAUUUGACUAAAUACAGACUUUAGUAUCACAUGAAGUUAUUCUAAUGUCAAGAAUUUACUCAAAACAUCAAUAAGAAUCAAACUUUAUGCAUCUUUUGGCAGCAACAAAUUUUAAAAAAGCCACUUCUUUAUAUUAUUAGUGUGAGUUAUAUUUUAUUUCUCUGGGAAAUUAAUUCUGAAUAUAACUUUAAAUGUUGUAAAAUGUCUAAAUGUUGAAAAAGAAAGCAGAACUUUUCAAAAUAAGAGAUUCAAUUAUGAAGAAAUAAAAGUUAUAAUUUCCAGGAUGUUUUUUAAACGACUUGAGUGAAGACUUCUGUUUGUUAAAAUUCUGCAAAUUAAGUUAAAUUUUUCUGGAGAGGGAGAAACUCAAACUUUCAGAAACGAUGUGAGACAGAAAGAAAGACAUUUUAGAAACAAGUAAUUAUUGUGUUAGUUCAAGAUUUGACUAAAUACAGACUUUAUUCUUACAUGAGGUGAUUCUAAUGUGAAGAAUUAACUCAAAACAUCAAUAAGAAUCAAACUUUAUGAAUCUUUUGGCAGAAACAAGUUAAAAAACACUUUAUUAUUAUUAUUAUUUUAUUUCUUUGGGAAAUUAAGUCUGAAUAUAACUUUAAAUGUUGAAAGAAAAUAAGAAAUCAAAUUCAUAAUUUCCAGGAUGUUCUUUAAACAACUAGAGUGAAGUCACACGUUUAUAAAACUUCUGUGAAUUAAGUUUAAUUUUGUAAUAUUUUGACAUUUAACUUUAUUCUGAAAUGAAAAAAUCUACUUCCUCUAAUCUGUCAUUUCCCCUCACACUCUUUCCUCUCCGCCUUAUCUUGAAUGUACUUUCUGAAGCAUUUGUUGAGCUGAAGAAUAUUAAAUCUUCAGAUUAUCUUCAUGUUCCCUGAAUGCACCACGAGGCCAGUUCAAGUACAGUUUUUUUAGAACCUGUUAGUUAACCCUUUAAAGCCUGCUCAGAGGAUUCCUGCAGUCUGAGGAGUGUCCUGUGUUUGAAUGUGAUGCUGCAGAGCUUCAGUGAACAUGUCUGGUUCCCACAGUGAGCAGCAGACAGUGAAGCCUCUUCAGACCAAUUAGCGCUCAUGUUGUGAUGACAGGAGGUCAUUUGCAUUUGAAUGCAUGUACAGUGUUUUUGUAAUUCUUGUCAUUUUUUCUACUCUUUUAAUAAAAAAAGUUUUUCUAAUAAAGUAAAGAAACAUUCAGAA
Notolabrus celidotus (New Zealand spotty) is the source of this 2583-nucleotide messenger RNA. It is a transcript of the gene cldn5b, whose product is annotated as claudin 5b. Gene Ontology annotation, biological process: cell adhesion; bicellular tight junction assembly. Lineage: Eukaryota; Metazoa; Chordata; Actinopteri; Labriformes; Labridae. Gene Ontology annotation, molecular function: structural molecule activity. The coding region runs from base 86 to 733 and encodes 215 amino acids. Gene Ontology annotation, cellular component: bicellular tight junction; plasma membrane. The record is from RefSeq and is a predicted model, not a curated record. The transcript has a single exon.